UGAUUCCAAUGAUGGACUUGACUGUGAAUUCCCUGCUGUCUAUGGUGGUUUACAUCUGUUGUACCUGGGCAAUACCUGCUCAGAGUACCUCAGUGAGCUCCAAAAGGCUCCCCAAGAGUUAUUCAGAUGAUCACAUUCUACGCAGUGAGAUGACAGCAAUGGAUCAAAUCAUAGAGGCCAAUGAGUGCCAAGCUGCCCAGCAUCCAGACGGCACUAGUUUCAGGGAUGGCGAUAUCGCUGUGACUUCCGGGAGGCGCUCUAAAGUCUGUUUCGCACGCAGCUGUCUGUGGUCCAAGUCAGUGGACGGACAUGUCUAUGUUGCGUACAGGCUCUCGUUGGACUACAGUGAUCUGGAUCAGAGGAUAAUUAGGUCUGGUAUGGAGAACGUGGAGAGCGGUACCUGCGUGCGUUUUGUUCCGUGGACACAUCAAAGGGACUACCUGGAUAUCCAGCCUAAGUCAGGGUGUUGGUCGUACCUCGGGCAGCGCGGUGGCAGACAGACUUUAUCUCUACAGUCUCCUGCCUGUAUGUUGUCUGGCGUGGCCUCCCAUGAACUCAUGCAUGCCCUGGGCUUCGUGCACGAACAUUCCCGUAUCGACCGGGACAACUACGUCACUGUCCUGUGGGACAACAUUUGGAAAGAUCGAGUGCGGAACUUUGAGAAGUUCAAAACCAACUCUUUGAACGUUCCCUAUGACUACGACUCCAUCAUGCACUUUGGAAUGUAUUCCUAUUCGGAAGACGGAGAUCCUACCCUCAAACCCAAGAGGAAGGACCAAAACAUUCAUCUGGGCCAGAGGACCGGACUCAGUCAACUGGACAAAAUGAAGAUUAACAAACUCUAUAAAUGUGAAACCCUGGAGGAUUAGAAAAAUCCAAACAGUGAAACAUAAUCAUUUACAUGUUAGUCAUUUAGCAGACGCUCUUAUCCAGAGCGACUUACAGUAGUGAAUGCAUACAUUUCAUUAAAAAAAAAUAUCCUUACUGGUCCCAUCGUGGGAAUCGAACCCACAACCCUGGCGGUGCAAACGCCAUGCUCUACCAACUGAGCCACAAGGGACCAUCACCAUAAUCUACUGAAUACAAUCUCUGGUGUCCAGAUAAUUGGAGCAUUUUAAAUAAAGAUUGAUUG
Salmo salar (Atlantic salmon) is the source of this 1132-nucleotide messenger RNA. RefSeq names its product high choriolytic enzyme 2-like 2 (gene hce2l2). The record is from RefSeq and is a predicted model, not a curated record. Gene Ontology annotation, biological process: proteolysis. Gene Ontology annotation, molecular function: zinc ion binding; metalloendopeptidase activity. NCBI's taxonomy places the organism in Eukaryota, Metazoa, Chordata, Actinopteri, Salmoniformes, Salmonidae.